Cylicocyclus nassatus is the source of this 774-nucleotide messenger RNA. Lineage: Eukaryota; Metazoa; Nematoda; Chromadorea; Rhabditida; Strongylidae. The record is from the annotation of a GenBank genome assembly.
AUGCUGUGGCAUUGGAUUGGUGCGCUUUUAUUGUUGUAUCUCUCAUCUGGGGAAAUAUGUGACUGGUUUAAAUACCAAGAUCCACAAGCCCGUUUCAAUGCAACGUUCAGGAAUUACACUUUGAAGGCUAUCAGUGAAAAGGUUGGAAAAAAUUUCUCGGAGAUCUUGACACACUACUCUUGCGACAUAGAACAAAUUGUGUGGCUUUUCGAUGGACACACUUACGGGCCUUUCUAUGGCCUCCAUCAACUUUAUUAUCCAAAUCAUCAGAAUAUAGCGAGUGCGGCUCUCAGCUUCGCUGAGAACAACUCACUUCAACUUUCUAUACUUACGUCCAAGAAGUAUUUUGAGUUUGGAUGCAACAACGGAACGCUGAAGACUUUUAAAAAUAUAUCCUACCUCACUUUUGAAAAUCAUCUUAAUUAUAAAACUCAACUUGGCUUUAUAUCAACCUUCUCGGAAGACGCUCCUGCAGCUAUGGAAAACGCUUUGUUGUGCGGCAAGAAAAAUGGGAAGCCGCCGAAGUAUAAUUGCCGUCUGGAGCAGGAAGCUCUGGCAAAAGCUGAAGAUUCUGAACUUCAAAUUACUAACCGUGGUUUCAUCGCCAUUGGAUACUAUGGCUCACAUUUGAUAAAGGAGCUCAUGCCUAUUUAUGUUGCGCACGAACUAGUUCGACAUUAUGAAAAUAAGACAAAGGCGAGUGAUUUUUUGUUACUUACUAUGUCAAGGACUGCAGCGAUUAUUGGUAAAGUGAAUGCAUCAACUGACUGUUAA